Molecule: messenger RNA, 7911 nt
Organism: Rhipicephalus sanguineus (brown dog tick)
Lineage: Eukaryota; Metazoa; Arthropoda; Arachnida; Ixodida; Ixodidae
Product: Down syndrome cell adhesion molecule-like protein Dscam2
Biological process (GO): dendrite self-avoidance; homophilic cell-cell adhesion; axon guidance
Cellular component (GO): axon; plasma membrane
Molecular function (GO): cell-cell adhesion mediator activity
Source: RefSeq, a predicted model, not a curated record
UGUCGGAAGCUGCCUGCCGUCUACCGCACUCCAACUUUAGCAGGUAAUACCUGUGGCGUACGAGAAGCUGAUGUGCAGGUAUCUGGUAAUUAAUCCAUAAGUAGUAAAGGGAGUAUCCUAGAGCGAUAUGUCCGAUGUUUUUUUGGUCGGUCUUAGGUCUUAGGUUUCAGUGAUUUGUUUACGGGGGCGGCUGACUUUGCGCGUGAAAGUAGGGCCACAUGGAUGAUUGCGCAGGACAGCUUGACUUACGUUGGUUCAGUGUGCAUAUCCGGAUAUCUGCGGCAAAGUGCAACGAUUUGAGGAGGCACCGCUGACAGGUGUCUACUAUAUUUAUUGCAAAGCUGGUGCAAUUUCGUAUAGUUGCACGUCCUUCGCCCGCAGUUGAAUAUCAGCCACGUCAAGACGGUGCUUUUCAGCUUCGUUACAAUCAUGCUUACAGUAUUGCGUUGUUCAGCGCGAAAGAGGCCUAUGUGAGUGCAAAAAAUUGUGCGGGACUACCGUUGUCGGAGUAGUCCAUCGACGAGCCGGAUCAACGUUGUUUCACGAUCCUUUGGCGCCACCGAGAAACUUCCAACGGGAUAAACACUCGCUUUUGUGGGCUGUGUGUGUGAGGGUUCGCGGGUACGAACAACAGGAUUACAAGUCCCUGCACUCGCCACGAACAGCUGCACCAUGCGUGACGGGAGCUCAUCCUGGACUGAGUUUCUCUUGGUUCAACUUUACGUCUGCCUCUUCUUCGGUCGAGGCUCGGCGUCGAGUACCCUCCAGGGCAGUGGCCGUGGUCCCACAAUCGUGCUCGAGCCUCCAACGCUAGUGGAGUUUUCGAGCGAUGCGGGCGCCGUGCUUCCGUGCUCUGCGCAUGGUCAACCUCAGCCCAACGUCCGGUGGGAGAAAGAAGGACGGGAGCUCGGCAACCACGGUUCCCGGUCUCCGAGAAACUCGAUCUGACGGCUCGCUCGUUUUUCCGGCGUUCAGCGGAUCGCAAUUCCGGCCGGAAGUGCACACGGCAACCUACUGCUGCGUGGCUUCCAACGCAUUCGGACUGGUCAAAAGUCGACUCGCACAUGUCCGAGGGGUGGUUCUCGAGAAGUUCGUGGCCAGCGUGUACGACGUCUACGUGGUUCGCGGCAACUUGGCCCUACUCCGCUGUCACGUGCCUCCCGCUGUCAGAGAUUACGUCACGGUGUCGUCAUGGGUGCUCGACGAUGGCGUCACAGUUGGCACGCUCGGGAACGACGGCAACCGGUAUUUCAUGCUACCUAGUGGCGAGCUCAUGUUACGGAACGCCGACAGUACCGACUCUCAGCGCUCCUAUCGCUGCCAAGUUCACAACAGACUCACUGGAGAGGGUCAUAUAAGCAGCGGCGCGGGAAAAAUUAUCGUAACAGAACCGCACAGCUUGCUGCCGCCCAGAAUGACCGAGUACCGAAGCUCGGUUCGCGUCGAGAAAGGAGAGAGGGCCGUACUGCCGUGCCUUGCACAGGGCCAUCCGCCACCUAAGCACCGCUGGUUUCGCAUCAGCAGCGCAGAGUACCAGCAAGAGGCGCUCGGAUCGGGUGCUUCCGACGGCCUAGACAGUGCAGUGCCAGUCAUGCUGUCUGACACUGUGAUACUACUGCCUGGCGGCCCUUUGCUCUUGCACGCUGCUGGAACGCAGGACAGUGGAAGAUACCUCUGCGUAGCCAACAACUCCGCCGGCGAAGACAGGGCGCACACAGACCUUCUCGUCGCCGUGCCUUUGUCCGCAAGGAUCGAUCCGUCCGUCCAAGUGGUGGACGUCGGUCGGAGUGCGAACUUCAGCUGCCGCGUGGGUGGACACCCAGUGCACGGCGUCGUGUGGACCCACAACGGACGUAGAAUAACGCCCUCUUACACGUCACGGCCGCCGACGUCUUCCACAUCCGCUAUCCGCGGCAGCGGAGAAGCCAAGCCGAGCUCGGGAACUGCUUUGUCGAGGAUUACUGUGCUAUCCCGAGACACGCUUCACAUCAACAGUGUGAACCGACAGGACAGGGGCAUGUACCAGUGCCUCGUCUACAACGAUAGAGACUCGGCUCAAGGCUCGGCGCAGCUCGUAAUUGGAGAGGACGCUCCCGUGUUCGAACAAGUGUUCACGGAGCGGCAGGCGCGACCCGGCACCACCGUGUCGCUCAGGUGUUCGGCAUCGGGAAAUCCGCUUCCACAGGUUACGUGGUCUCUGGAUGGUGCGCAAGUGCCCGAACACUACCACGUCCGUAUAGGAGACUACGUCAGCGGUGAAAGACUGGUCCACAGCUACAUCAACAUGACCGGCGUGCGAGUGGAGGACGGUGGCCUCUACAGCUGCGUGGCCCGCAACGGCGUCGGCCGAGUCUCUCACACGGCCAGACUUAACGUUCUCGGAAAGCCCUUGAUUCGACCAAUGGCUAAUGUGACGGCACUGGCGGGACGCACAAUGCAGCUGCACUGCGCCGUCGCCGGACAUCCCAUAAAGAGCAUCGUCUGGCAGAAAGACGGCCGAUCGCUGCCUCAAAACCAUCGUCAGCACAGCUUUCCCAACGGAAGCCUGGUUGUGGCAGAGGUGCAGCGUAGCGUGGACAGCGGUUGGUACGCGUGCGUAGCCAAGGAUCCUCAAGGAAAUACGGCCAGAGGACAGCUGGCUGUGCACGUCAUGACUCCGCCUGUCGUGAGUCCAUUCAGCUUUCCGGAUGACCUGACGGAAGGCAAACGUGCCGGCGCCGCAUGCAUCGUUUCUGACGGAGACCUGCCCAUUACGAUCGAGUGGUUCAAGGACGGUCGGCCUCUGGACGCCGAGCUGGAGGCCUCGGUCGCUAAAGCCAACGACUACACGUCGUUCCUCUCAUUCACCGGCGUCCUUCAGCUACACUCGGGCAACUACACCUGCGUCGCCUCGAACCCGGCAGCGUCGGCAAAUUACACAGCACCUAUGCUCGUACAAGUGCCUCCGAGAUGGCGUCAGGAGCCAGUUGAUAAGGCAACUAUUAUGGGCCAGGCGGUGACCUUCGACUGCCAAGCCGAUGGAUUUCCAGUACCCGUCAUCAGAUGGAAGAAAGCAAAUCCAGGCUCGGAUGGAGGACGACAGUUCUCCGUGAUCAUCAGCAACGCCAACGUACAGAUUUUGGAGAACGGCUCGCUGAGCAUCCGCGAGGCCGACACUACCGAUGCCGCACAUUACAUGUGCCAGGCGUUGAACGGUGUCGGGCCCGGGAUCUCAACCGUGGUUAAACUUGAGGUUCACGUGGCCGCCCACUUUGAGCGCAAGUUCCAGGCACUCACCGUUCGUCGAGGCGAGAGCGUAGCGCUCACCUGCCGUGCCGUCGGCGAGCCGCCCAUCACGGUCACCUGGACGAGAGACCGACACGCCUUCAGCCCUUCAGCGGAGCCAAGAUACGUGGUGGAGGAAAAGCCGGAAAGUGAAGCCCUGGAGUAUGUUGUCCGCAUCCCAAGCGUCGACCGCAGGGACUCGUCGUUGUUUAGCUGUUACGCCGAGAACACCUACGGACGGGAUGACACCAACUUCCAGGUCGUCGUCCAGGAACCCCCGGACAAGCCACGUGGACUUGAGGCGACGCAGACAACGAGCCGUGCGGUGACGCUCUCCUGGUCUCCGCCUUACUCCGGAAACAGUCCUGUACUCAAAUACCUGCUGGAGCACAAACGGAGAGACGGUUCCUGGGAGCACGACUCGCAAAUAACAGCUAUUGAGUCGACUGAAUUUUCACACGUGGCAAGCGGCCUACGACCGAAGACAAGCUACGAGUUCCGACUCAGGGCAGAGAACGCCAUCGGCGUCAGUGACCCUAGCGACACGCUUGUGCUCACUACUCAAGAAGAAGCUCCAACCGGCGCGCCCCGGGAGAUCAAGGUCACUCCAACUGGCUCCCGAAGCCUGCACGUUUCUUGGAAGCCGCCAUCGGACGAGGAGUCCAACGGCUUGGUCCAGGGCUACUACGUGGGCUACCGCAUUCGCGACGCGAAGGAGUCGUUCUCCUACAAAACGCUGGAAUCGUCUGCGUCGCCGGUGCAGCAGUGCGAACUGACGGAUCUGAGGCGUAGCACCCGUUACAGUGUCGUCGUGCAAGCGUUCAACGCCAAAGGAGCGGGGCCCGCUUCGCAGGAGGUCUUCGCUCAAACCCUCGACAUCGAUGCUCCAGCUGCACCACGUCUCAAGAUGGUUUCCUCAACGUCAUCUUCAGUGCACCUGAGUUGGGAUGUUGAGAAAGACCAGCCAAUAAACGGUUUCGUGCUGUUUCACAAACCAGAGCCGUCUCCGACUCCCGACGCCCAGUCCACUGAAGACGCCGGUGACUGGACUGAAGUGCAAACUGGAUCCGAGCGGUCGGCAUACGCGUUUCGAGGCCUCCGAUGUGGCCGCAAUUACGCCUUCUACGCUGUCGCCUUCAACGCCGCUGGAAGGGGUCCGCGGAGCAACACCAUCCUGGCUAAGACUGAUGGAUCAGCGCCCGUGGCACCUGAUGAGCGUGACGUACUGUUGUGCAACGUGACCUCGGUGACGCUUCAAUUGAGUUCCUGGAAGAGCGGCGGUUGUCCUAUCCUCUCGUUCGCCGUGCUGUGCAAGCCGCAGUCUCAAAAGGAAUGGUCAACAGCCACAGCCACGCACCUGAUACCGGACAACAAGCAACCACCCGUGCUGGUCAUUCCGGACCUGAACCCGGCGACCUGGUACGACCUGCUCAUCACGGCAGAGAACGACGCUGGAGCCACGGAAGCUGAAUACGUCUUCGCUACCCUAACACCGUCCGGAGGCACCUUACCACCUCCUCAGUGGACAAAGGCUGUCGAGUCACCACACCGGCAUAUUCGCAUCAUCAUCCCUAUUGCCUGUACCAUUCUGGCGAUGCUGCUCAUCUCCGCCGCCGUCUGCUACGUGUUCUCACGCAGACGCCUAUCUGCCAUCCAAAGGCCGUACUCAGGUGAAAGCGAUCAAGCUUCUGAGGUGAUGAAGUCUGUCGACACUGUACCGAUGAGCGUGUGGGAGAAUUCAAAGCACCAACAGCAGUUCCAAGUGGCAAACCAGCAGCAGCGCCCUACGGAACGGGAGCAGCUCUACUGCCCUUCGCCGUAUUCCGCCGGCGGAGGACGUCUCGGAUCGCUGUACACGACAGAAGGAUUACGAUCGGGAUGGGCCUCCGCGCGUAGCCUACAGAGCGCCUAUGGAGGAACCAGAAGAUGACAGAUUGAGGCCGCACCACACCUACGACGUGCCUUUUCUUCGGAGGCCUCCGGACUCCGAACAAGACCAGCUAGGUACGCAGGAAGACCUGACAAGUUCAACAGAGCGCCUUGGAGACCACAUAUACUCCAAACCUACAACUGUGUACGUGUCUCCAGACAAGUGCAAGGCCCAGCGCAAGUCCCUGCAGACGCUGAGCAUCAUCGAGGGCUACCCCAACAGCAAUGUCUCGUACGUCUACUCGAGACCGAAGAAGAAGCACUGGGGCAGCAACGACGAGGAAAUUUUCUACGCUGAACACAAGAUGCGUAAUCUAGCUAGGUACGCAGAUGAACUGAAGUCAGAGGAAGUGGACUCGCGUGAAAGUGGCCUAGAGUUUGCGGUCGACGCGUACGAGCUGUCCGAGGCCGAGUGUGACAUGCCAACAAGGCAUUGCUCUGUGCAGACAUAGGCUGCUGCAGCGACAAACGGCCUGUGACGAACAGCCUGACCAACGCAGCCAGACACAGUUCGCGGCGAGUUUCACCCGCAACAUCUCCGUGCUGCUUUGACCAACUCUGCUGUGAAUAUUGUGAUGUGACUAAGGACGACCUCAAACGUUCAAGACAAUUGUGUGACGCGAAAAUCUGUGUUACCUGAACAUUUAUUAAUUCUUACUUUUACCUUAACCGCUUUCAGCGAAGCUCUAAACUUUCGAAAUGCUGUUUUCCGCUCUGGUGGGAUACUUCACAAGGAGGGAGCCGUUCAAUGAAAAAAAUAUGCUUCUUUUUAAAGGGGCCAUGACACCCAAUUUUCUUUCAUAAUCUGUGUUUAAUGGUAAAAUCCUUGUGCGUUCACAAACAAGCUGGCGAAAUGUUAGCCUAUUUUGGCCGAGCAAUUUAUGUAUAACUGAAUAUAUUGAUACACACGCGAGUGUACUCAGAGUCGGCAAACACUGGCGUGCUCGUGAAAUCUGACGUAACAAGCUGCUUGCUGUGCGAGCGUCUGCAUUCCGGCGAACGAUUUCGUUUCGUUGUCAGCUGCCGUGAAAUCCAGCUAUCCCGGCUUUCCUCAGCAUGGCAUCGAAAUUGAAUUAGCGGUAGCGGCUGAAACCUUGGUAGAAGGUGACGGCUCUGCUCCAAUCAGCACAUGGCGUCACACACGCCAUGCCAAAAUGGCGAUCGUCGCCGGCAGGCGGGAUUUAUAGCCGGCGACAUCUAGGUCAUAUUUGGCACUGAAUUAUUCUCUUACACUCCAUUUUUCAUAUACGAGUAUGUAGAGGCACAAUAGACCCUCUUCUUCUCUUUUUCGCGGGAAACCCCAAAUUCUUGUUUAACCAUAGUUCAGUAUGUACCAUCAAGCCCUCAUUGAAACUCUGUAUUGUUGGGGGACAGUGUCAUGGCCUCUUUAAGGUUCAGCAAUGGGGUAGGUGUUGGAGCCUGGCUAGUGGUAAGGGCUCCAAUUUGCAGAAGCACCGCUUUCUUUUGACAUAUGUGGUCCUUGACUUCAUCCGUAGCCCUGAAAUUAGGAACUUUUCAAGAACAAUAUCAGAAUAUUACGACACCCAGAGGAUGGCGAUAAGUAGAAGAAUGAGUUACGAUAUCGCCAGUGAUCACACUGGUUGGCGUUGACAAUGUAAGCAUUUAUUGUAGGCAUUUGUGAAACGUUGAUUGUUACAAGGUGCGCCAUCCAUUGCAGGGAUGGUCAUUGACGUGUGCAUAAGUUAAUUAAUCAUGUCCUUUUCAACUAAACAACGCUCUAUGAGUGGCCAUUUUCCUCUUGCGAUAUUGCGUCUGACUUGUAUUUCGUGGCCGGCUAGAAUAUCCCACGAAAAGAGGAAUUUAUUAGUGGCAUGAGCAACGACUGAAACUCUUGUUUCUAUUCCAAGCACUUCUGGUCGAGCAAUUACUUCCGAUUUCCUGAAUACUCAGAAAACUAAAGAAAAAUUAAACUGGUAAGAAAUCCAUUGCUCUGGCACUAGUUAAGUGUUAUAUUAGAUACAAAUGAUAUCGGAGCAGAGGUUUACUUAAGGUAUGGUCCAAUAAUUGUAAGUAUAAUAAUGAAAAGUAUUUUAGUGAGUUCAUUGAAAAAAACAGACCCUUUCCUCGUGAGCCGCUGGCAUCGCCACGGCGGAGGGAAUCUCAACCAUGCGCUUCUUGCUACGUGGCCUCUGCGAUCGGCUUCUGCAGCACGCGAAACACAAACUUUAAUCCAAGGAAUACACCAAGGAACAGGAAUGUCAACGUGCGAGUGGCACCACCAGACAACUAAGUCGAGGAUUAGGGUCGCCUCCAGAUUUUUUCUUUUCACGUUGUACGCAUGCAAUAAUAUGACGAAGCGCAACAGGCUGUCCGAAUGUCUAAAAGAAGGCAAAGAAAAAGCGAGGAGCCAGACAGACGAGUUUAUAGCACAUCUGUCACAGCGCAACUAAUAGAACUUGCAUGCGCGACAGCCCAGUCCUCACAGAAGACUCUUUUUUUGUGGAAUCAUUUUUUUUAACAUUCAAACAAUGAACUGAAAAAUUCACUUUUUGUGAAAUGUUGAUAACAUAUACACUGCCGAAGAAAGCUUUAAAUAUUACACUGACCAAAGGAAAUGCUACCUUAACGAGGAGAGAGUCUGGCGCUAGAUGGUAAGAUGUUGUCCUUGUAGUUAAAGGUAUAGUUAACAAAAUAAAGUUCGACCGAGUGAUUGUUACGUAAAUAUUUGUUCGCGUUGUGCAACUGUUGUAAGCUCAC